Columba livia (rock pigeon) is the source of this 3472-nucleotide messenger RNA. It is a transcript of the gene CCDC146, whose product is annotated as coiled-coil domain containing 146. Gene Ontology annotation, cellular component: cytoskeleton. Lineage: Eukaryota; Metazoa; Chordata; Aves; Columbiformes; Columbidae. The transcript has 20 exons. Bases 239 to 3118 code for a protein of 959 amino acids. The record is from RefSeq and is a predicted model, not a curated record.
GGAGCGGGCCGAGGGCCGUUGAGGUAGGGCAAGGGGCGGUGAGCCGCCGUCGCCAUAGCAACGGGGGGACGCGCUCGGCGAGGCGGGUCCGGCCGCGGCCGCACAGAUCAGUGUUGAGGGAGGAGGAAGAUACCUCCUCCUGCAAGAGAAGGAAAUAGUACAUAACAUCUAUGGAUGCAGCUGGCUGUGAAAGGACACCUGUGUCUAUGGCCUCAGCUCAACUUAAGAACUUCAAACAAUGAGUCAGACUGGUGAAGAAAGUUCCAGUUCCAGUGACACAGAAUCGGAAAUCGAGAAUGAGCAACUGAUCUGCACUCUAGCGCCAACAGUUUAUAGCCGAGAUGAGGGAUCCAUCGAUGUAGCUGCUAGUCCUGCAUUUCAGUGUUUAGAUGAGCUGUUUUCUGCUGGAAAAAUCACAGACACCAGAGUAGCUGAGCUGAAGGAGAAGUACACCCUGCUGCACAAGACUGUGAUAAGUUUACAGGAAUCUGAGAUCCAGCUGUUGCAGGAAGCCAAACGUCUCAGUGUAGAACUGGAACAACAGCAACAUGAACUGGAAAAAGCAGAACAGUUCCCUGAAGAGUCUUCCAGUGAAGUUUCCCGAAUAAGGCAACAACUUCUUAGUUGCCAAAAUGAAUACAAUGCUAUUAAAGAAAGAGAGUAUGAUGUUCAAUUCAAGAUGCAAUGUCUGCAAGAAGAAAAAAGGUUUCUGGAGACUGAAUAUGAAAGAAUUCCAAAACAAAAGGAUGCAGAUAAGAAAAUAAAACAGUUGAAAGAAAAUUGUGACGAGCUCUGCAAAGAAGUAAUCCAAAGGAAAGCAGAAAUUAAUGCACUAAAGGAAGGUGUUUCAUCCAAGCAAAAGCUGAUGCUAAUAGACAAGAAAGAAGUGGAAAAUAUUCUGGAGAAGCAGGCCAAUUUAAAAGUAACACAAAAUGAUGAACUUGUUAAGCUCCUUGGUGUUCCAGCACAACUUGGAAAAGAAACUGAGAAGAUUAAUCGAAAAAAAAUAGAUGCAGAGAAGAUGACAGAGGCCCUUAAUGAUGAAAUAGAAGAGCUGAAUGGUACCCUGAAAGCCAUUGAAAAAAGGAAUGAGGAGAUUUUGCAAGAAAGAGAAGAUGUAGUAAAGGAACUGGAUGGGAAACAAAUUUUGCUAGAAAGCAAAGAACGAGAAUGCAGUGCUUUGACAAAAUUCCUAGAAAUUAGCAGAGAGAAGGAAUCAGCAGUCCUGUCAGAGAGAGAAGCUCUGGAAGAUAAUUUAAAUAAGUGUGUCAUGGAGAAAAAAUGGCAACAGGAUGUUCUUAUUCAGAAGCAAACACAGAAAGACAGAGAACUGAAGAAUUUAAAGAAGAUCGAGUUACAACUGAAUAUGAUUUAUGAUUCCUUGGAACAAGAUAAGUCACAACAUAAACAACUCAAAUUAGAGGCAGAAGCCAUCCCUAAAAGUAGUGGAGUAUUAUUAGAAAGACGACGAGAACUGAAGAAGGAAAUUGAAAUGAUCAAGAGAAAUUUAGCCGAGCAGGAAAUGAUAUCAGAUAUGGAUGCCCACACAUUGGAAAAAUGUAUUGCUGAAGAAGGCCGGCUUGUCAAAGAGCAGGAAAAAUGCAGAGAUGAGUUAUCCAGACUUGCACAUCUGACUUUGCUCAGAGUUGAAGAGAAGGAAAGGAAAUGUAGGGAGCUUCAGAAAGCCCAGGUACAACUCCAAAAUCUUAUUAAAGAAAUAAAAAGAAAGGAUCUUGAAAUAAGACAGUGUAAAAAGAGGAAAAGAAAAAUCCAAAGAGAAGUCCAAGGAUUUUCUCAAAUGCAUGAUGUUAUUCAAAGCGAAAAGAAUAAAUGUAUAAAUUUGGUGAACGCUGCUCAGCAGAAAAUAAGUGAAAUUAAAAACCAGACCAAAUUGCUAGGAAAUGAAAUAGCAAACUUAAGGAAUAUUAUUAUGACCAAGGAAAGAAAAUUGCAGAAACAACAUCUGAAGAAUAAAAAUAAUGUCGCAAUUACAGACAGUCUCAAAAAUGAUUGUCGCAAAAUUGCACAAAGCAUGCACGAGAUGGAAGAAAAGAAAAAGCAACAGGCUCUGGAUCUCGAGAGGCUCAACAAUAUGGUCACCCGCAUCGAGGGGGAAAUGGAGCAGCUACGCAAAAAAUAUGAAAGGGCUGUUCAGGAACAAAGUGAGAGUGGUCUUCUGCUCAGAGAUCGAGAAGAAGAGCUGUGCAUUUUAUAUGAAAAAAUAAACAUGCAAGAAAUGUUGUGUAGAAAUGGAGAUAUUGAGAUACAAGUUCUGGAUGAAAAGAUCAGAUUUCUGAAGCUGAAGGUAGCUGAGAAAAAGAGACAGAUUAAAUUGUGGCUCAAAGCGCUCCCAAUGAAGAAGGACCUGGAUGCACAUGUGGUGGUACUUCAGAUACAGUAUUCCCAGUGCAAGGACAGGAUCAAACAGAUGGAGGCGACCUUUACUGACCCCAUGAACGAGACAAGAAAGCGAGACUUAGGAGGGACGGACCUGUCUCCACCUGAGCUGCUAAAAAAGAUUGAGCAGCUGGAGGUGGAGCUGGUGCAGAAGGAGGAGAAGUUGCUGGAGAUGGAUCUUCUCUACGAGCAGGUUUCCCAGCUGACAGACGGAAUCCGUGCCACGGCAAAGAGCGGGAAGCAGGACGUGCUGCUGUUGGCUCAAACGAUGAACGAACUGCAGAGGAAGUUAAAGGAGAAAACCAAGCAGAUGAUGGCUCUUGUUGCAGAGCUCUCCAUGAAGCAAGCACUUGCCAUCAAACUCCAGCAGGAAAUGAGACACAAAGAACAGUUUUUGAUGACCGUUUCAUCAAGGAUAGAUCAAGGCCUUCCACCUCCCAAAGAAACAGAAAUGGAAUGGUUGAAGGUUUUACGCAAUGAGAAGAUGCAAAAAGAUGCAGCUGAAGCCAGAGCUAAACGUGCUGCUGAAGAGGAACAAGCAGCAGGGCCCGGCCGUGUCCACACGACAGCUGAACAACGCCCGACCGCCUACAUCCCGGACGAUGAAUACAGCCUCCCGCUGCCGCGGCCCUACGGCGCCCGGGCUCCCUUCAAACCCAGCGAACCGGGGUCAAACAUGAGACACUUCAGAAAACCUGUUGAAAAGCCAAUUGAAAUCUGAACAGACAGCACCUGAAUCAGGAAAGGCCACUACCAGCUGCUGAAUCCCAGGAGGAAUGUCUGUUAGCGUUCAGCCAAAUUCCAUCCUGAAACCAAAGUAUUUUAGUUGUUAAUCCCAGAAGCACAGCUCAAUAGUCAGUGACAAGUUCCCUGCUGGUAUCCCAAAUGCAGUGCAGUAUUUUAAAGUGCUAAUAACAGUGAUCACCAUACUACAUUUACUUUUUUCCAGGUGAAGUUUUAUUGCAUCUAAUACAUUUCAUUAUAAAGAAAAGGCUAGAAAAAUCUUGUCUUUAUUAUUAAUACAAAGUCCCCGUCACUUACACAAAUACACCAACACAGCUUCCUGCCAGACAAA